Molecule: messenger RNA, 699 nt
Organism: Botrytis fragariae
Lineage: Eukaryota; Fungi; Ascomycota; Leotiomycetes; Helotiales; Sclerotiniaceae
Product: putative nuclear transport factor 2 domain-containing protein
Exons: 3
Coding region: 1-699 (232 amino acids)
Source: RefSeq, a predicted model, not a curated record
AUGGCUAAUCCCACAAAGGAUUACCAAGCCGAGUUGGCUACCAAAGCGGCCGACAUUUUUGUUGAAAGUUUCUACGAAGCUCUAAAUAAGCCCAAUCUUCGCUCAACAAUAGCAUCAUUCUACAUCAAGCCUUCCGCUCUGGCCCCGGCCGAAGCAUCCAUAACCAUCAAUGGAAACAUCGUACCAACACCCUCCGCCUUCCAAGAAACGUUCGAAAACAAAAUAGGCAAAACUUCAUAUGAAGCACAAGCAUAUGAUGCUCAUGUCAUAAACCCAAACUACAAUAUAGGGGUUGAGGAAAGCAAGCUUGGGCCGGAUAAGGAUGGGAAGAAAAUUAGUAUUGCCAUUAUGGUUAACGGAUCAGUGAAAUAUACGUCGAAGAAUGGAGACGAGGGAGAAGAGCGGAGUUUUAUGGAGAAUUUCGUCUUGGUGCCCAAUGUGGAGGCCAGAAAUCCAAAGGCGCCGAAGGGGAUCAAAAAAUGGUUGAUUCAGAAUUGGUGCUUUGAGGUUUCGAAAUCAAGAGAGUAUGAAGCAAAUAUGGGAAAGGAAGAUUGGUUAGAGAACCCUAAAAUGAACGGAAGGUUAGAGGGCACUCUCUACGGGAAGCAGCAUUGCUCGGUGAAUCGAAGUAAUGCCACUCUACUGAAAGCGCUCAUGGCCGAUUCAUAUGGCGGCGCCCCUCAAACGUCUCAAAUUUGA